AUGAAGACAGCUGUUGUCUGGGUGAUUCAACAGAAUACAUUACAACGUUGGUGUCCACAAAAUCUCCUGGAGUGUUUCUGGAUUUGUUUCAAACUAGUCCUUAAGUGGGUGUAUGAGGGAGCCUGUCCUAACCUUUUCAUUCCCCAAAAUAACAUGUUUCUGAGUAAAGUCCAAGGUGAAGCACAGCAUCAGCUAUUUAUAAGACUGUAUGGGUUGUAUGAGAAGGGUUUAGAAUUCCUGCUUCAGAGUCCCUCCAUCAGGUCUUGUAUUCUAAAUGUUCUUCACGACCCCCAUCUCUCCAUCUGUACAGAUGAACAUACUCUGAUUUCUGAGGUUGAAUUUGAUGUUGAGCUGUUUCAAGAGAUACGCAGACACGACACACUUCCCACACCAAACCUAGAAACCUGUAUUAGAUAUAUACAUACAAUAGAACAGAUGAUAGAUUUACCCCUCCUGACUCAGUAUCAAGUCGUGAUGCUACAGAGACUUACAGCGACUGUCCUUCAGAACACAGCUUUUAUAUUACACAUGGUAGCUUACACAAAGGAAAACAAAAUGAGAUAUAGAGCUGACAAAAUCUCCUGUCACAUGCUGAAAUUAACAGCCAAGUUUGGUUGUAUAAUUGACAUGAUAUACAUAGCUAUGUAUUAUUACAAGACGCUUAGAUAUACAGAGGCUUUAUCUAUUAUAGAGAUGAUCAAGAACAAGUUAGCACAGCCAUAUGUGAUGUAUGACUAUGUAGAUAGAGCGAUGUAUACUGAGGCUGUAGGGGGACAGUCCUGGUCUACAAAGAUGAGACAGGCUGUAGCAUGGAUUAUCCUGCUUUACAAUAAAACCCAUUACAUCAAUGAGUUAUUACCAGAACAACAAUCUGCUCAACAGAAAAUUAAGGGUUAUACUUCAUUACAUGUCCCACCCCUUGUACUGUUACACAUGCUAGAAAUCCUGUGCUACAGACAUGUAGACACAAUGAGAGCACAAACAGCUCUAGAUGAUCUUCAGACCCUAGUUCACUAUGAUCAAGGACCGUAUACACCUUUACAUUUCAGAGACAUAUCAUGGCAGAUUCUGGGAAUCUGUCAACAGGUGACAGGGAAUCCCCAGGCUGCUCUAUACUCAUACCAACAAUCUCUCAGACAAGAACCAUUUAACGAUAUACACACAGCCACAAAAAUGAGAAUACAGGGAACUCGUCAUUAA
Molecule: messenger RNA, 1200 nt
Organism: Saccostrea cuccullata (small rock oyster)
Lineage: Eukaryota; Metazoa; Mollusca; Bivalvia; Ostreida; Ostreidae
Exons: 1
Coding region: 1-1200 (399 amino acids)
Source: RefSeq, a predicted model, not a curated record